Molecule: messenger RNA, 6272 nt
Organism: Eurytemora carolleeae
Lineage: Eukaryota; Metazoa; Arthropoda; Copepoda; Calanoida; Temoridae
Exons: 28
Coding region: 1094-5134 (1346 amino acids)
Source: RefSeq, a predicted model, not a curated record
UGAUAUAUACAAGGGUAUCCUAGACCAAGAUGAUAUAUACAAGGGUAUCCUAGACCAAGGUGAUAUAUACAAGGGUAUCCUAGACCAAGGUGAUAUAUACAAGGGUAUCCUAGACCAAGGUGAUAUAUACAAGGGUAUCCUAGACCAAGGUGAUAUAUACAAGGGUAUCCUAGACCAAGGUGAUAUAUACAAGGGUAUCCUAGACCAAGGUGAUAUAUACAAGGGUAUCCUAGACCAAGGUGAUAUAUACAAGGGUAUCCUAGACCAAGGUGAUAUAUACAAGGGUAUCCUAGACCAAGGUGAUAUAUACAAGGGUAUCCUAGACCAAGGUGAUAUAUACAAGGGUAUCCUAGACCAAGGUGAUAUAUACAAGGGUAUCCUAGACCAAGGUGAUAUAUACAAGGGUAUCCUAGACCAAGGUGAUAUAUACAAGGGUAUCCUAGACCAAGGUGAUAUAUACAAGGGUAUCCUAGACCAAGGUGAUAUAUACAAGGGUAUCCUAGACCAAGGUGAUAUAUACAAGGGUAUCCUAGACCAAGGUGAUAUAUACAAGGGUAUCCUAGACCAAGGUGAUAUAUACAAGGGUAUCCUAGACCAAGGUGAUAUAUACAAGGGUAUCCUAGACCAAGGUGAUAUAUACAAGGGUAUCCUAGACCAAGGUGAUAUAUACAAGGGUAUCCUAGACCAAGGUGAUAUAUACAAGGGUAUCCUAGACCAAGGUGAUAUAUACAAGGGUAUCCUAGACCAAGGUGAUAUAUACAAGGGUAUCCUAGACCAAGGUGAUAUAUACAAGGGUAUCCUAGACCAAGGUGAUAUAUACAAGGGUAUCCUAGACCAAGGUGAUAUAUACAAGGGUAUCCUAGACCAAGGUGAUAUAUACAAGGGUAUCCUAGACCAAGGUGAUAUAUACAAGGGUAUCCUAGACCAAGGUGAUAUAUACAAGGGUAUCCUAGACCAAGGUGAUAUAUACAAGGGUAUCCUAGACCAAGAUGAUAUAUACAAGGGUAUCCUAGACCAAAGUGAUAGAUACAAGGGUAUCCUAGACCAAGUCUAUACUUGUUGAGUAUUGCUUUACAAGAGCUUGAUUUCAGGGAUGAAUGGGCCGAAUGAAAGAAUAUAUAAAAAGAGAAGAAGAAGUACAGCUCAGCAGGAACUAAAACAUAUUCAGCUUCAAGAUCUAAACAGAACUAGGAAACAGAAGAAACCAGCAAACAAUUACAGGUCUGGCUCCUGUAGUUCUAUCAAUGAGAAAAUGGAGGAUCUUUCCCAACCUGAACAUGAACCUGAACCUGAGCCUAAACCAGAACCUGAACCAGAACCAGAACCUGAACCUGAACCUGAACCUGAACCUGAACCUGAUCCUGGACAUGGAUUCAGUCCUAAAUGGAAAGGACAGGCGGGACGGGAGAGUCAGGAAUUUCUUCUUAGUGAAACCCCAGUCCCACCAUUUCAUCAGGUAAAUUCAACUCUGUGUAUGGAGAGUAUAGCUGAGCUCAAUGGGAAUGGGGAUAAAAAGGACCGGCGAAGAAUGACUGUACAGUAUAGUCAGGAGACACAGCUGACCGAUCUAAGACCAGAGAGUCAGGAUGACCUCCGUAAACCUGUGAUAAAAGCUGACCGACCAAUUAAACUAACCAGUAUUAUAAACGCAGCGAGCUUUACGGUCAAACUUAACAACCUGCCACACCAACACAAAGAUUCCACAGAUAACGAGAAGAAUGAUAUUCUUGUUCAACGUAAACCUGGUCUUACCUCACCCUUCCAUUAUGUAGCAUAUGUGAUAGACCAAGUGAAGAAGAACAACCGGAAACGGAAGUCUGGUGCAAGUAUCCGGCCGACUGGAAAAGUGGGAAGUGCAUGUUUAUGGCAUGCUUGUCGUGCAAUAACUCUCGGAAGUUUGCUUGUAAUAACAGGAAUAACUCUAUGCGUUCUAGGCUACCUCGUGGACCAAACAGAAUAUGUUGAAUAUUUAGAGCUUUUCAGGAAGAAUUCGUCCCAUGUGAACCCCAAGUAUAAAGGAGACAGAUUUUAUCUAAACAAUCUUAGUUUUGCCGGUCCUGUAGUUAUGGGCAUUGGAGGAUUUUUAAUAGUUGCAGCUGUUGUCGUGCUAUUUGAAGCUAAAGACAAUGCAGCGAAAAUUCUGCCCGGCCAGGGGAAUGUAAACAAUGACUUGAAACCAAACAACAGUAUGUAUAAGAAAGCUAGAUUCCAAACCAGUGCUAGCCAAACUACUUUUAUAGAUAGAGAUAUUCUAGCUGUGUUGACAGAAUCCUCGAAUCCUAGCAGAAAGCACAGUUGUCAUCAAUCAGUUUCCAGCGGGAUCAAAAAGUUAAGCUGCAGUUCCAUCCAUCUACCUCUUAACUCUGGUUCAACAGUUAUACCUGAACUCAGUAGUUCAGCUAGACAAGCUCUUACAUUGGCUUUCAUCAACAGGGAGGAAGGGUCGAGAAUCCAUAAAUGUCCUUCAGCUCCUUGUAUACCAUCCCUUGCAUCUCCAGACUUUAAAUCAGUAAUUGCUGGCAGUUUGCACAGAUAUGAAUGUUUGCAAAAAGACAGGGUUUCCGGGAAUCAGAUGAGGUUGUUGACCCCGACCCUGUACAGGUCCCAGAUGGCGGGGGCCAGGCAGAGCCUCAGUAUGGACUGCAGCGGGGAAGAGAACCAGACUGGGGAGUGGGAGAGAACCAACAGGAAAGGGUAUCUAGAAGCUGGACGAGCUGAUGACUCAUUAGAUCUUGAACUUGGAGCUUCAGCUUCUGGAGUUCAAGGAAGGAAAAUAUUAGAGAAUUCUUCCAGACAAAAUUCAACCAGAAGAGGUUCAGAUUCUAGCGAGAGCUCUCUACGUUUAGAUCUUCAUGUUACUGGUUGUGCUCCAGUUACUUUACUUGUCAGAGAUGAGUCGAGAUCAGCAAAAUCCUCUGAACCCCGAGAUAGUCUAGUCAGGUCUCCUGUCUCCCCUUUCCUCACUAGAAAGGUGAGAUCAGCUUCUCCCUGUGGAGGAUCCUGUUGUCACAAAGGGACUGUUAAACAAGUUAGUUGGGGGUCUGCUUCCUCAUCUAGUAAUACCAUGUUUCAGACUGAGGAUGCAGAUUGGUGGUUAAAUCAAGCUUCAAAUCAGGCCACUCUAACCGUACCCCAGCCUCCUGGUAUUUUGAGAACACCUCCGACGCCUCCUCUGUCAUCGGAGGAUAAGCCUCAUAACCUUUACCAACCUCCGCCUGAGGUUCAAAUCUCACUUCCUGAAAAAACUCCAUCUAGUUCUCCUUGUAAAAAACUGGAGAGAGACCUUUCAGAAGUUCAAACAAUAGACCAAGAUGACAAAAUCAUGGAGAAGUCUGAAAUAACAUCCGAGAUUAAAUCAUUCCAAGAUUCAAAUCCUAAUCUUGAAAACACUCCUUCUUCAGAAACAGCUACCAAGGAUCCUUUUGUACCCCCAUACAGUAUUUCCGUAACUACGGAUAAAGAUGAAACUAUUCUAGUAAAUGCUCUUUCAAAUCCUACAUCCUUAGUUACUCAUGAAACCCCUUGCUGGACCACAACCGAAGCAACAGAUUCAGAAAGUACAUCUUUGUUUGAAUCCAACCCUCCCUGUCAUAACUACUCAUAUGAGCAGGAAAUGAAACUCUAUGAUAAACAAGAUGCUCAAUCAGAAUUGUUGACAAGAAACAAAGAAAAUAUAUCUGUAGUCCAGACUGAGAACAAUAAAGACUUUAUAGAAAUUGCUGAUAGAUAUUAUAUUGAGAUAUGUAGAGAUGACGAGGAGAGGAUUAAAGAUGAAAUCUAUGCACUACAAUCUGAACUAUCUAUGGAUCUAGGAGAACUACCUCCACCCCCUGAUAUUCCUGUUGAAGCUGAAACUGAACUGACCCACAAUCUUGAGAUUCUUCCCUCCCCUCCAACUCCUCUGGAAUGUUACCAGUUUAGUCUCCUUGAUGUUGAAAACCUUCCUUCUCCUCCCGAGCUUUAUCAAAACUCUUUAACAGAAGACAUCCCUGAUACCUACUAUGUAGAUUAUGAUUACUUACCUCAACCCUGCUCAUCCUCACCCGAGGAACCAUCUUCUCCAGUUCAACAUCUUCAUGUCCUUCCUGUCCCUGAUCCUCUACACCCUAAUCCUCAGGAACCUGUCUUUCAUUUCAGGGAUCUUCCAGAACCCUACCAAUCCAACUCAAACUCAUCAGUUCCAGGUUCUAGGAAGCAUUCAUCGACGGAUGAAGAGGACACCUUUGUGGAUAUUUCAAAAAUAAGUAAUUUUGAUAAUGAAUCAGAGUCUGAAACGACUGAAAAGGAAACUAGAAAUUUAAAAUUCAGAACUGAUACUAUAGUCGAGGUAUGCAAUAUAUUUGCUCAAAGACAAAAUCUUCCAACUUCAGUCCGUUCCAAAGAAAUACUGGAGACUCAGGAACAACGUGCAUUAAAUGCAGCAGUUCAGCAAAUGGUAAACAAACCUUUGGAGUUUACACAAAUUCAGGUUAAUGACAAAUCAGACAGUACAGUAGUGGAUGAUGGUGAUACAUCCAUUGAACCCUCCUUAAUUCGACCAAAAUGUCCUGUUCAUCAUAAGGCUAAAAGACACGUUAAAAAAUAUGAAGGUUUGGAAGAUACACUCCAUAAUCUUUCUGGAUACAGUUCAUGUGGAAAACUUCGGAGAAGAGAGAAUAAUAAAAUGAGCCUAGAUAGCAGAUUAUCUCCAGCUCAACCUGUCCAACGUAAUCCACGGCGAGCCAUGCUGGUUAGGCAAAGUCGUUUAGAGAUAGAAACUAGUUCUUCGGACGGAGUAACCGUGGAGGAGCCGGUUCCAGCUAGAAUAUCAGGAACAAUCCCAGUUUUAGUGUUUGGUUCAGAAAAAAAAAGCUCAACCAAAGAAACUAAAGAUCAAGAGAAUCCUACCAUCCAGAAUGUGUGUAACCAAGAUUUUACGGAAGUAAUUGUUUGCACACAUCAAUCAAUGUCAUCCUUUGAAGAACAGUUGUCAACUGUUGUUGAAGCUGGAAAUCCAGCAAUUGUUUCGAUUGAGACCCCAAAGCAGCUGAUACGCACAAAGACGACUGAUCCGGGAAGAAAAAGACAUUCAGUAGCUCCACCUGUACGCCGAACUAAAGUUGUUGCACGGCAUCGACGGACAGAAAGUUUUUAAUAUAGAAUUUUAAAAUUUCUUAUUGUUAUUUGUGAUUAUGCAAAACAGGACACUAAAAGUGUGAUUAGCUCAAAGUUUUUAUGAAAAAAAAACCUACUAAUUAGUUUCGCACAAAGAAAAGGUGAAGUCCAAAAUUAAUUAAAAUUUUUGGGUGAAUCUAAGUGUUUUGAUGGUAUCUAUAAAUUAUAAAGUUACAUUUUAUAAAUCUUUAAAGUGUUAUUCUGUAAAGAUAAAUCUAACGUUGAUAUGUAACUUUUAUUAUUUUUUAUUGUAAUUUCAAAAUUAUAAGAAUAUUUGCAUCAAUUUUGUUUUAACAUAAAUGCAUGUAUAAUUUUAAGCUAUUUUGAAUGUUAAAGGGGCGGGAAUAAAUAUUGUUCUAAAAUAGAAAAAAAGCAGAAUCGUUAAAAUAAAUGGCAACAAUCUUUUUGGGAAUAUUUCGGAUAUAUAUUAAUAUUUAAAAGUUAUGAUUUAUUAGAUUUGAUUUUUCAAUUUUAUCUAUAGAAAUUAGUUAUUGGUUCAAAAUUUGGUCCCCUGAUACUAACUGAGCUUCAAAGGUGAUAAACACAAAAUUGCAUGUAUUAAAUAUCUGAAUUUUAUAUUUUCUAUAAUUACUCUACCCCAUUAAUUGGCUUGAAUGUUAUUUUGACUUCCCAUAUUAUAAUCUAGAAUUUAUACGUACAUGUAAUAUUAUUUAGUUUCUAUUAAGAAGAUCUAUUAUAAAGAGAUUUAUAUUACUAGAAUGCAUGACUUAAAAUUACGCUCAAACAUCUUGAAAAAAAUAUUUCAAAAUCUUUGCCACAUUUACUCUGAUUUUCAAAUACCUUUUAUUGCAAAAUAAUGUUGUAGACUCAAAUUCUUAGAAUUUUGAAUUCUUAGAACUAUGAUCAAAUUGUGGCAAUUGUGGCAUAAACUCAAUUCCUAAAAUUGUCUUUUACUCUACAUAUGUUGAAAUGUAAGAUAUGUAUGUACAAUGUACAUACGUUGUAAUUAAUAGACAUUCAUAACUCCACAAAAAAAAAUUUAAUUCUUUUUAAUUUCUUAAACUUUAGUCAUGGAGAGAUUGAUUUUAAAUUUUGUGUUUUAUAGUUCUAUGCAAUUGUAAAUGUUAAUAAUUAGAAUAAUUCAGAGAUUUCAAAAU